GGCGAAAUCAAUCAGGUUUCGCCACGAACACUGCGGACGCCACUUCAGAAUCACAGCUCGCAGCAGCCUCCAUGGCUGCCAUGGCUAGGAAGUUGGGUGAUCUGGAAAGUAGGAUGGACACGGAACGUCCAAGGGUGGGAUUGCGCCCAAGCGUGCAAUCGCUUAUAAAGGAUGGUUAAUUGAAAGGCAGAUCUUCUUUCUGUUCUACCGAGGAACUUUUAGACAGGAGUAGAACAUAGGACGUUGGUAGCACGAAGUUCCAACGCCCCCAUCAUCCCACCGAUCAGUUGUUGGGAACUAGCGUUGGUUGUUGAUUUGGCAGAAGGCUCUUUGGUGAGUGUUGUUAGCAGCUAAGUGGAUGUGAUAGAAAAGGGGGGUAGUGAGACAGACUUUUGAGGAAGGGAAUGCAGCUGUUGGCGGGUGGCAGUAACAUUUGGCUGAACAGCCCAAGUUUCGUCUCAAGCCCACGCCAGCCCACCAAGCGUUUGACUUUAUCCGCUUCUAGUCUUGGAGUUCGCUCAAGGAACUUUAGCCCGCUCAAUAGAUCCUAAAAACAACCCCGCUUUUCCAACCGCACUCAGAAGUGGGCACCUCAAUCAGGGAGCGCAUCUCGCUUCCUUUGCCCAACUGCCCAGUUUAACUCACUGCUGAAACAGUUCAAACCGCCACCAUGAUGGGGCGCUAUCGCGAGGCCCUCAUCAGCUACUGGCCCGUCUUUAACCUGGCGCUGCCAUACACGCUGCACAUCUGCGCGCUCGUGAUGGCCUUUCCCUCCAUCACGGACGUUGUGGUGUCAGCCUUGUGCAAAACCGACAGCUGUAGCCAGGCAAUCUACUUGUCGGGGUUGACUGGGACGAUAUCAGGGAUAGGGACGAUGGUCUUGACGCCAAUCAUUGGGGCUUACUCUGACGACUAUGGGCGGAAGUGGCUCCUGCUCCUUUGCUGGUCGACUAGCGUCCUACCUUUCGUCGCCCUUGCCUACAGCACGUCCCUGUCUUCGGUGUACAUAUACUACGGCGUCCGAACAUUGUCCAACAUGAUGACGGACGGUCCGGUCGGGGCCCUGACUCUGGCCUACGUGGCUGACGUCGUACCCCAGGAGAAGAGGGCGACUGCGUUCAGCUUGUUGAUGGGGUCACUGUCGGGGGGCUUGCUGACUGGGACGGUGGCAAGCAGACUGAUACCCACGGUCUACAUCUUUAAGGUCUCCCUCUGCUUACUGAUCCUCGCCGUCAUAUACAUGGCGAUCUGCCUGCCCGAGAGCCGGCCAAAGCACAAGCUGCUGGCCGCACGGGAGCAAGCGGCAGCGGACCUGGAGGAGCCGCUGACGUCAGCGGAGGGUCCGGCGACGUCAUCGGGGGGUCCCCCUCUGCUGGCGCCCCGCCUGCUGCGGAGCAAGUCGCAGGUCGGGGAGUCGAUCCGGUUCGUGCGACGGAGCCCGCUCCUGUUCAAGGUCUCCCUGCUGGCGUUCCUGAUGUCGUUCUCCGUCAAUGGAAUUGAUGGCACCCUCUUCUACUUCCUUAAGGCCAUCUUCCACUUUUCGAAGGACCAGUUUUCGGAGAUCAUUCUGAUCGUGGGGAUUGGCUCGAUGCUCGCACAGCUGGUGCUCCUUCCGUUGGGCCUGCACUACCUCCGCCAGAAGACGCUGCUGCUCAUCGGCAUCACCUUCAGCUGUGUCCACGGGUACUUGUACGCAUUCGCUUGGGCCCCCUGGGUUGCUUACGUCAGCGCCGGCACGGCCACGCUGUCAUUCUUCGUGAGUCCGACGGUGGGCAGCCUGGUGUCGUCGCUCGGGAGCCCCGAUGAGCAGGGCAAGUUGCAGGGUAUCGUCACCGGCGUGCGGUCGCUGGCGUCCGCCCUGGCCCCGGCCAUCAUAAACCCCAUCGCCGCUGCGUUCCUGUCGCCCAACCCUCCGUUUGCGUUCCCCGGAUUCGGUAUCGCGUUCGGUGCAUCCUUUGGGAUUAUCGCCUUCUUCCUUGCGUGGACUCUGCCUUCCCUGCCCCCGCCCGUUCCGGUCAACGCGUCCGAUUACGCCUCUGUUUCGCCGGACGGUAAACGCAGUGCGGACCGGAAUGCGGACACCGUAGGCCCUGUGGACGCCACUUUGUGGAUACCCGAAGAGGAAAGAGACAUAAUCCGUCCGUGAGUCAUCGAGCCUAGGAAAGGCUUUUUCAGUUACAAAGGCUAAGCGCAAACGGCAAUCACUUUGUCAUUCUCGUUUUCACCCAUAAGCACCAAUCGGCUGAAAGGCUUUCCGUUGAACUAGUUUUAGUCAGGCCGAGAAUGAAGCACGCACAUUGGGCGGAUCUGCGCCUAACCAUACCUUACGAGAUCAUUAGCAUUUGUCCUCUUACCGAAAACUUAGGUCUGUGCAGAGUCCAUUGUUUCCUAGGGCGCCUCAGAAUGGGAUAUAUCAGAGUCCGCUGCGGAUAGUUUGUCGAAAGGAUAAGUUUCUCCAAGAGUGCUAAAGAACAGGGCCGUUCAUCGUCGAUCGAAUGUCACGUCUAGGACACAGGUCUACUCAGCGCAUGACUGUAUAAGAGGGUAGGUCUUGUAUAUAUUAAGAGCAGCGCCAGAACGUCCACAUGUGUCGCCAAGCCAAAACGUCCACAUCAUGUGUCGCCAAU
Klebsormidium nitens is the source of this 2627-nucleotide messenger RNA. Lineage: Eukaryota; Viridiplantae; Streptophyta; Klebsormidiophyceae; Klebsormidiales; Klebsormidiaceae. The record is from the annotation of a GenBank genome assembly.